UUUCUUCAAGUUUUUUUUUCACAUGAAGUGCAAACAAACACCAACCACUCUCGCGAGGAUAAAAAAUAUUAUUCACAAAGCCAGGUGUUGCUGCUGCUUCCUGUUUCAGAAAUCGCUCUGCCUCAGCAGUACUUGCUGUUAUGUAGUACGAACUUGAGGACUGUUACGAGCAGGCAGCAACAGCAACUUGACCAUGCCAUGCCUAUGGCAUUGGUUGAAUCGGGCUACAAUUGGCAAUGCGUAGAAUAUUUUUGUUGACAUCUGAAAUUCUGUGAUUAUGGACUUGUGAGAAAGAAGACCGCUGCUGCAUCUGUCGUUCUUCGUUUCAUGGUGGCCUAGGCGCUAUUGCCGCGAGUUGCGAAACAGCGAGAGAAGAGAUCAACCGCGGUGUCUCUGUGGCGGCACCGUUGUUCCACGCGUCGGAGUGUUCUGCAAUAGCGACAAUAUUCCCAUUGCCAACUGCCUGUGCUCGUCGUGUCUCCGGAAGCGUUUUGGGGAGCUGAGCAAGAGUAGUGAAGGACCGGUUUCGAGCGGAGGAGAGGUAAAGCUGUGUAAGCGAGUUGAUAAAUAUUUUCGAGUGCAUCUUGCAACGUGUGUUACACCCGCAUCGUGUUAUUUAGCCGUCGAUAGCCGACUAUAAUUUUUUUCUCCACCAAAGUUUUUACGGUAUCACGCUGGAAAACGUGGCUGUGCUGAACCAGCACACCUUCUGGCUCCUACUGUUUGCAAACAGCGGAGUCUGCUGCAGCGAGUUGUCAGGAGGUGGGCAGCCCACCGUCCGUGGUCCUUCUGCAGGGCCGGCCGUGCACUGUGUGUGUGUACACUGUAGGAUUUGUAGCCGAACGGCCGGACUAUAACCCAAAAUAACUAAGGAGGUGGACUAACACCAAGAGGAUGGCUACGGGCUCGCCCUGUGGAAUGCAGGGGCGGCGCGUGGAGUACGCGGACUAUCGCGACCGCCUGCAGCAGAACCACGAUCUGCUGGCGAGGGACCUGGAAGUGGACGAGGUGGUCGACCUGCUGUACGCUCGCGGCGUCUUCACGCUGGACGAGAUGGACACCAUUCGGGCGCCCGACACACGCCUGAAGCGCACCACUCGCCUGCUAGCGCAGCUGCCCGGCAAGGGCCCGGCGGCGUUUGGCCAUUUCCUGGACGCGCUGGAGGAGCCGUUUCCGGACCUGCGCGAGAUGCUGCUCUGCGACCUCAUCGUCUCGCAGGAAGACCAGCAGAAAUACAUCAGCCGUAUACUCACCACUGGCCAAGUUCCAGCACGACCCGAGUACUUUGCUGAUCGGCCGGAGGAGGUCCUGAAGGUCCGCGAUGCGCUGGCAGUUCUAAAGGACGAGGAUGGAUUCGUGGUGUUGUACGGUAUGGGCGGCUCGGGCAAAUCCAUGCUAGCAUCUGAAGUCCUCCGGGAUCACAACUUGCUUCUGGACUACUUUCCCGAUGGAGUAUUUUGGCUGACAAUCGGUCAGAUUCGUACGGAAGACGGACAGGUUGAUUCGGCGAAGCUGCUCAUGAAGAUGCAGAACUUAUGCGCUCGGCUGGAACGUGAGCCAGCUGAGCGACCGCCGAACAUUGAAGCGGCACACGACCGCUUGUUCAAGAUCUUCUCCGAGUCCUACGGAAGGGCAUUGUUGAUCCUGGACGAUGUCUGGAGUCAGGUGGUAGCCAGGGCGUUUGCUGUGCGCUGCCGCUGCCUGGUGACAACGCGCUUUGCCGGUGUUGCCAAUCAAACGCGUGCUCCUCACGUGGUGGAGAUUCAGCUGAAGUCAGGGUUUACACUGGAUCAGACACUGACGGUGUUUAGCUAUUUAACCCAGAUACCCGAACAGCAGCUACCGCCGGAAGCUAAGGAGAUGCAUGAGCAGUGCCAAGGUCUGCCUCUAGCGGUGGCCAUGCUCGGCGCACUACUGAAGCCCGACCCCAAGCAGCUACGCUGGCACUACUACCUGAAGCAUCUGCGCGACAAGAAGAUAUCGCGCAUCCGCAGCACGUCGAGUGACACGUCCAACUUCGACUCGCUGAGCGCCUCAAUGGCGGUCAGCGUGGAUGCACUGGCCGACAUCGAUCGAGAGCUCUACGAAUACUACACAAUGUUUGCUAUCUUUGACGACGACCCGCUUAUUAGCUCCCAGGUGUUGGCUGUGCUCUGGGGUAUGCGGGACCCGGUGGAGGUCGAGGUCAAGAUGGAUCGGGUGCUGGAGAUGUCGCUCGCACGCAAGCUGCCUGCAACUCAGGUACAGCUGAAGCUGAAGUCGCGCGGCAGCAUUCCCCCACACUAUCGGCACUCGCCGUCGUCAGGGGCCAACUCGCAAGGCGACUCGCAAAGCUCGGACAAACUCCUGACGCCGGCAGCACGUUCAUAUUUAGUAGCCGCCAGUACGCGAGACAACCUGGGCCGGGAGAGAAGCCUGAGCAUCACUCAACUGGACUUUGCGCAUUACAGUGUGCAUGAUCUGCAAUUAGAUUAUCUCAAGGAACAGCUGGUGUCUGACGAACAGCGGCAGGAGUAUCACAAGCGUCUGGUCGAGGGAUACUCGCGCAAGUGUGGGGAUCGCUUCCACGAACUACCCGAUGACGGGUAUGUGCAUCGCUAUUUGGCCUUCCACUUGAUGGAAGCUGAUAUGGGCUCUCGCUUGUGUUCUCUACUGGUUGACCUUCGCUGGAUUGAAGCCAAGCUGCUGCAUUGUGGGGCUGACGAUCUGCUCAACGACUUCAUGCGAUUCAUCGAGCACGAGAAACGCUGCAAGUUGGCUGCAGAGGUGCCAGUUGUGCAGCCCAGGAGAAGACCAGGAAGACGAGCUACCAAGCAGAACCUAAGCCGGCCUACAUCCGUUGAUCCAAAGAUCGUUGAAGAGGUGCAGGUCUACCAGCGCUUCAUCAGCAUACACGCACAUCGCCUACUGGAGGACAAGAACGUCAGUGUCAUCCAGCUAGGGCUGAGUCAGCCGCAGAGCAGCAUUGUCUAUCAGCAAGCACUGCAGGUGGCGCAGCGCGAGGCGAAGCACGGCGCCUUCUACGUUCGACUGUCCAAUGCCAGUGAGGACGUUGAGUCGCAUCACCUGACUGUGCGGUUGCACCAGCAAGCCGUACUGGACGUCAAGUGCAGUCCAGACACCAUGCUGGCUGCAUCCUGCUCAACUGAUCUAUCCGUCAGGCUGUGGAACCGAGUCACCGGUGCCAUGGUGGCCACCAUGGAAGGUCACGAGAACUACGUGACGGCGUGCUGCUUCAACCCCGUGGACACGUCCGAGAUCGUCUCCGCCAGCGAGGACGGCACCGUGCGGGUGUGGUGCAUCGACAGUGGCCGUGACUCGUCGGCCACACAGCUGCGUGAGCAUCGCGACGACGACUCUUACUACACAUGUGCGGAUGUCUCGCCAGAUGGAGAAUGGUGCGCCGUGGGAGAUCUAGAAGGUUGCUUGAAGGUUCUCUUCUUGGCGACAUGUCGGGUGGAGCAUAGCGUGGAGGGCCACGACGGUCAGAUCUACGGCUGUGCGUACAGCAGCAAUGGAAAGUACAUUGCCACGGCGUCAGCGGAUGCCACUGCAAAGAUAUGGCUGGCGGCUGAUCUGAGCGAGGUUGCGACGUUCACCAAUCACAAGCUGCUAGUGUAUGGCUGUGCGUUUGCACGGCACUGCGACCGCCUCGUCACUUGCUCUGGUGACUACACGCUCAAGGUGUGGCCAGUAGCACAAGGCAGUGGUGACGAGGAGCUAGCCACUAUGUCCCUGGAGGGUGUGGCAGUCAUGACCUGCACAUUCUCGCCGGACGACAAGUUCAUUGUGUCCGGGGCCAUCUCCGGCAUGGUCCAUGUAUGGGACGGUAGCAGUUAUGAACAUCUCUACAGUCUGGUGGCACACAACAGCUGGGUGCAUUCGCUGUCGUUUGAGCCCCACGGCAAGAAGUUCAUCACCUGCUCCGACGAUUGCACCUGCAAGGUGUGGGAGCUGUCAGAGACUGCACAUCGCGACAUGGUACAGUACGAUCGUCGUCUAGACCUGUUUGUCGACGAGGAUUCGGCAGCACUGACCCUGACGUGUCUGAACAAAGGAACGAAUGAACUCACGAUCAGCCGUGGCUUCUCAAUGGACGUCGUGGGCAGGCACAGCUUUGGCGGCGAGGCAGUCAUCAAGAGCUUUGCUCUGGCCAGCGAUCUUGGCACGGUUGCGUAUGCGUCGACUACGGGUCGCGUCAGGAUUGCGGAAACAUCAGCAGGAGUACGCAAUGUUGAGUCUACCGUCGCGGAUGCCGAUCACAUCGUGGCCCCGGCUAGCGAAGGUGCAGUGACCACACCGGAGAGUGCUCUGCUCGUUGAUGACACGUCCAUACAUCACGAUGAAGUCAAGAUUGUUCAGUUCUCACCGGACAAUCGCUUCAUGGCAACGGCUAGCACUGAUGGCAUACAGGCGGUUUGGUCGGUAGAUGGUGGCAAUACGCGCUUGCUCUUCUCGCUCACGGACAGCAUGGCAUCGCGGCAUGUUCCCUUCGUCUUCUUCCGGACGCGCCCGUGGCUGCUCACCACAGACACCAGCGGAAUGAUGAAGGUGUAUAAUUUAGAAGGUGGUAGCGAGAUCGUGGCCUGGCAGUCUGGUGAGGAGGGUCAGCCACUCUCCAUGGCCAUGGCUGACGACGACAAAUACGUACUCGUGGCCGUGAACAAAGUACUCCGGAUCUGGCUGACAACCGAUCUGACUAGUAAAAAGAAGCUAGCUACUGUAGGGGAACUUGAAGGCCACAAGGAUGUGAUUCGAAGCUGCACGAUAUCGCCAGAUGGGAAACGCAUCGCCACGGGCUCGGAUGAUCGCAAUGUCGCCCUGUGGGAGACGGAAAGGUUCUAUCAAGUGAACAAGAUGAAAGUCCGUUUCUCUCUUAGCUGGAUUGUCGACAUAGAGUUCUCCUCAGACUCCGAGAUUCUGGUCGCUGUCAGCGAUCGCAUCAAGUUCUGGUCGGCAGCGAACGGAGAUCCACUACGCACAGUGCACUUGGCAGGAGCUUUCACUAAGUAUAUCCGGACCGAUCCGCUCUUCUCCACGUUCGCCACCAUCGACGACAAGGGAGUCCCCUAUCUGCUGGAGGCAGUCUUUGCAGAUGAUGCGGCCGAGGUGGAUAUGGAGCCGUAGGCUAGUAGCAACAGCAACGCGAUUUGAGUGGAUACGUGAGGAAUUUCCUCCCUUUGUUUUGUUUUGCGUUAAAGUGGCAUGGUGCUUGUUCACUGUGAUGAACAGUGCUGGCCUUCUUACCCACACUUGAUUUCCCGGCCAGAUUGUUUUUAUUACUAAAAAAAAGUACUUUCUGAUCCGUGAUUGUGGUUUACACUAAAAUUGAAGCUUCUGACACACUCACACACAGAUUACAUUUCCUUUCUAUUGCAAAUGUUCACAGUUUAGUUUCAUUUCAAGUGAAUAUCCAGCGAUGUGAGCGGUGUAUUUUCAGGCGUUUUUUAACUUGUUCUUAGGUGAUGUUUACAGAUUUUCCUGGCCUUGAAGUUCCUAUUAUUUUCCCUUCAUCAGAUUGCAGAAAAUCCAAAGAACCUGGACCAAUGGUUUUCAUUCGA
Molecule: messenger RNA, 5561 nt
Organism: Sycon ciliatum
Lineage: Eukaryota; Metazoa; Porifera; Calcarea; Leucosolenida; Sycettidae
Product: apoptotic protease-activating factor 1-like
Exons: 29
Coding region: 895-5127 (1410 amino acids)
Biological process (GO): regulation of apoptotic process
Molecular function (GO): protein binding; ADP binding
Source: RefSeq, a predicted model, not a curated record